Molecule: messenger RNA, 1044 nt
Organism: Aspergillus terreus NIH2624
Lineage: Eukaryota; Fungi; Ascomycota; Eurotiomycetes; Eurotiales; Aspergillaceae
Exons: 1
Coding region: 1-1044 (347 amino acids)
Biological process (GO): positive regulation of transcription by RNA polymerase II
Cellular component (GO): nucleus
Molecular function (GO): transcription cis-regulatory region binding; DNA-binding transcription factor activity
Source: RefSeq, a predicted model, not a curated record
AUGGCGAUCCUCUGUGCAGCGGCCGCCCAUUUGUCGUCUACAUCCACGCAGGAUGCGCCAUAUGCAGCUUCCAUCAAAGCCAUCAGCCACAACCUUCGAGACACAUGCAUUCGCAAUCUCAAUAGAGCGAUACAGCAUGAACUCGACCUGUUCACACCUGAAAAGCGAGGCACUGCCGCAUCCCCCCUGGUCGAUAUUCUAGCGACCACGUUGGUCCUCUGCUACGGCGAGAUGGUCGUCCCGGACUCAGCCGAUUGGCACCUCCACCUACACGCGUGUCGUCUCCUUAUCGAGCGACAGCAAUGGCGGCAAGAUGGGACCCGUCGUUCGGACGCGGUAGCGCCGUUCCUUCUACAGGAGGUCGCCGAUAUCGAAGUCUAUUAUAGCCUCGGCACAUUCAGCAAUGACCAGUCGCGAGUCCCAUCUUUGCCCCAGUCCGUAUUUUGCAACCAUUUUCGUACCUUUACGGGUCUUCUAUACGAAAUCACUGCAGAGGAGAGAAAGCGUCAUCGAAUGCUGAUGAACGGGAAAUCUCUUCCCGACGUCGACAUGAGCGUCUGGCGACAGAAGGUAGAACAAGCCUGCACCCAGGCUUCUACUGAUACCUUGUGGCUAUCAAGUCGGGGAGAACACAUACGACAACAUGUCAAUGCUCUCAUACAGGCGUACUAUCACGCGGCUCUUAUAUACAGCUAUCAAUCGUUGGCCCCGCUCCCAGAGGCGUCGAAUAUAGUAAGGACGCUGGUUCCGCAGCUGCUGGGGGAGAUCGAAGCGUUCACCACCGGAUCAGUUGAUACGUUCUCCCACAAUAUAUUCUUGCCGCUCUUCAUCGCGGGAACGGAGUGCUGGGACGAUGAAAACCGACAACACAUGAUUGCGGAACUCUUCCUCCGGCUCGUCUCGACGACGGGGCUUUGGUGUAACUAUAGUGCUAUGCGUUUUCUCAAAGCUUUUUGGUCAAGACCGGAGUAUCAUGGUGUUGGGAAAUGGAAUCAGUAUGCGCGCGACAAUGAGAGGGGGAAUAGUCAAUUUUUUGUUUUCUAG